UUUCGUGAAGUGGGUCUGAAUCUCCAGCAAAUCGCACGUUUUCCUUCGAGAUCGUGACUCCCCAAACGCGAUCAGCCAAACGAGAACGUGGCAGAGAAGAGCUAGCAAUGGCGGUGGCGGAAAACGAUGUGGCCACCCGACGACUCGUGUUCCUUGCCGCCUGGGCAAGGGGGGACCCAAGAACGCAGGCUUUCCAUUUCCUGAACAUCGUCGGAUUGUUCGAGGAGACGCUCUCGUGGCCGUCGGAUGCGGAUGCUGGGCAGCCUGCCGUCGCUGUUCCAGACACGCAACGUUAAUAACGAGCGUUCAAACAAAAUCCAAUUAUGAGUUCGCGUUCAAUUUAAAUUAUGACUCUCUCAUUCAAACCAUCGUCUGUCUCUCUCUCUCUCUUAGCUGUAGAAGAGAACAGACGGUUUCGUGACUGUGCUUCUCUCCUGUUAAUGGCUCCUCCUUCUAACUACUCUGGAUGGAGCUCGCUGACAAUGAGCGAGAAGUUAUGCUGUGCGUUGAUUCCGGUGGUGGCGAUCCUUGACGUGAUUGUGAGCGCCUGCGUCGGGUGCUUCGAUCAUCAAAUCAGGAGGAAGCCUGCCCGCCAACUGGCCGAUGCCGAGCGCCUUGCGAUGAACACGCCCUUUAAUGUGAAUGAGGUCGAAGCAUUGUAUGAACUAUUUAAGAAGGUGAGCAAUUCGUUGAUCGAGGACGGGCUGAUACAUAAGGAAGAACUUCAACUUGCCUUGUUCAAUACUUCAUUCGGUGAGAACCUUUUCAUUGACAGGGUCUUUGAUCUAUUUGACGAAAAGAGAAAUGGUGUAAUUGAAUUCGAGGAGUUUGUUCGCUCACUCAGUGUAUUCCAUCCAAAUACACCUCUUCAAGAAAAAAUUGAUUUUGCAUUUAGGCUUUAUGAUCUGAGACAAACUGGUUUCAUAGAGCGUGAAGAAGUUAAGCAAAUGAUAGUUGCUAUUCUUCGCGAAUCGGAUAUGACAUUAUCAGAUGAACUUCUUGAAGACAUUAUUGAGAAGACAUUUUUGGAGGCUGAUGCUGACAUGGAUGGGAAAAUAAACAAGGAUGACUGGAAGCUGUUUGUUUUACGGCACCCAUCUUUGUUGAAAAACAUGACCCUCCCUUACUUAAAGGACGUCACGACCGUUUUCCCAAGUUUUGUGUUCCAUUCUCAAGUGGAUGAUUAGAAGUUCUAAUUGUGUUUUGGAGGGUUUGAAAACGUUGGACUCAGUGGAUCAGAAUGCUCUGCCUGUUUGAGAUCGCACAAUGUGGAUGACUGGACAUACAUCAGUGGAAGUAACAUUGAACAGGAGCCAUUUUUGCUACUACUGCAGAACUGUCCAGUGUGGCUUCAUCUUCAAUGUCCCUGAUGACAAGUAGCCGUGCUUUUCCAAGGCAUCUUGAUGAAUCUUCUUGGCAAUCACACUCAUUCUGCCUGUGCAGUUUGUGUUGCCAUGUUGUACUGAAUGAGUACAAUCAAUGUGCUUGCAUUCCACUUGGAGGCAUUCUGUCUCAUUGCUUCCCUGGAAACAUUAUUUGGCCAAAUUGUACAAUAUUUUGUUUCUUCCAACUGUAAAGUUUUCACAAAUUUGAAUAAAGCUUCGACAUGUGGUUUAUUAUCA
This is a messenger RNA of Nymphaea colorata (pocket water lily), 1622 nucleotides long. Its product is annotated as calcineurin B-like protein 10. The coding region runs from base 348 to 1187 and encodes 279 amino acids. Lineage: Eukaryota; Viridiplantae; Streptophyta; Magnoliopsida; Nymphaeales; Nymphaeaceae. The transcript is spliced from 9 exons. The record is from RefSeq and is a predicted model, not a curated record. Gene Ontology annotation, biological process: calcium-mediated signaling. Gene Ontology annotation, molecular function: calcium ion binding; kinase binding.